Messenger RNA from Arabidopsis lyrata subsp. lyrata, 6165 nucleotides. RefSeq lists its product as uncharacterized. Lineage: Eukaryota; Viridiplantae; Streptophyta; Magnoliopsida; Brassicales; Brassicaceae. The record is from RefSeq and is a predicted model, not a curated record.
AACCCGGACAUCUAUUUCUUUCUAUCUGUUGAUUAUAGCUGUGAUUCUGCUGUUGUAGAUCAAAUAAGAAGUUCUAGUUCGGAAUGUCAAGAAACUAGACAGCAAAGAGAGCUAACGAGGGUAAUCGCUCAACUAGCAACACUUGCUGAAUAGCUACAAGGAAGAAGAGGAGAGAUUCAUUAAUGACAGAAGAAGCUAGGCUACCCUUAGCCGCCUCGAUAGAAGCUUUGGGAACGAUGAGUGGUUUCGCAUAUUUCCACGUGUCCACAUGGAGUAUUUGGACAUGAUGGGCUCGGAUCAUAGGCCCAUAUUUAGAACUUUCGCGGCCGAAGAAGCGUCAGUUUGUGGAAAGUUCUCCUUUGAGAAACGCUGGCUGUCGAAACCAGGGAUUGGGGAUAUUAUAUAUAAGGGCUGGAAAGGAGGCUGGACUGUCGCAAUCAAACUCUCCGCCUGCCGGAUCAUUCCCCUGUAGCUAGCUUUGAUUAAAGAGUCUCUUUCUUGGUUCGUUGGGAAUGUGCAUGAUGAGAAAAGGUAGUUAGCUUAUCUGCCUUGUUCCUUUGCUUGCAUGAAGAAAGACUCUCCUCUGUUUGUUUUGUGGGAAUAGGCAUGACUAAGCCAGUUAGUUUCCUACGGCGAGCUCGAGCAGCUUUGUAUUGCGUCGAUAUCUUUCCAUGACAUGCCCCGCUAUCUAUGUUUACUGGAACCAGGCCUUAAGGUGAAGGGCCGCCUCUCUAAGAAAAUAAGUUUGGGGGAAGAAGAGCUCUUGCAAUGGAUUCCUCAGUAGGAAAUGCAAAAGAAGAAAGAAAGAGCAGUGCUUUCUUAAUAGUCGUGGGAGUCCGGUUCCAUGGAUGGAUAGGAACUAAGCUAAGUCUGCUAAUUGGUUGGUUGAGCACACUCCUGGGAAGGGGUAAACUGACUCUUAGGGUCUUUCGCCCGCGUUUAUACUAUAGUGGCAGUGGCACCCAAUUGAUUUUAGCACGAGAUAGGGACCAAUCUUCAUCCACGGAGAAAGCAGAGGAAUACCGAGAAGUAGAGAGAACUUGCUUCGCUAGGAAAGGAAAAGGGAGAGUUGGUUUCACCUUCCCUAUAAGAACUAAGGCGUACCCGCGUAGAAGAAGCUACCUUCCUCAAACUCCUCUGCGCAACCACCCAGCCAUACCAGAGAGUGCUAUCACAAGGAAAUUGUCUGGUCUCAGAAGAUGAGAGCUUCUUUUUUAGCAGAGGUACUGAUGUCAGGAGAGGGAUGGCGUACAGACCUCAGUGUGCACUAGCUCCAAUACUCUCUUAGUCAACUCUUGGCUUAUGCUGUCCAAAUCCUCCCAGCUACAUUAGCUGCAUUAGCCGCUUGUCUCGGUCCUCCAGCUCUGCUACGCUACCCCGGAAGACUCGCACCUUAUAAUAUAAGGAGGUAGGCUUAGAGCCAGCAAUAAAGCUAGCAAAGACAGCUCUACCGCGAGCUAAUAGUCUUUGCGGACAUGCAACCUUCAUCUUGACUUCUAUGGAGCGCAUGAAAACGAAACUUUUCCAUCUCAUAUAGCGACGAAUUGAUGCAACCUUGUUUUCCUUCGUAAGACCACAUGAGAAACCAAAAAGUUUUCACUCCACCAUGGCGAAAACCUAGCAAGGCCCUUUGACUCUUUGGAUGACAUGAAAAAGUAGAAUCUGGCUUCUACCCCUAGUGGAAAACCUAGCAACCCAGUUUGACUCUUUGGGGACCCAUCGGUAAGAGAAAUGUUGCCUUCUACCAUGGCGAAAACCUAGCAAAUUUGAUCAUUUUCCACGAUUCCUAAGAGUGAAAUCAUCGAUAGCCAAAAUACCGGGGUUUGUGUCGCUUGUCUCUUUUUGAUCGGCUUUCUAAGUAUGAAUUGAGUUGACAACCAAAAUUCCCGGGAAAAUGCAACUCUUCACUUUUUGUUAUGAUUUCAAAGAGUGAAAACAUCGGCAAGCUCAAAACACGGGAAAAUGGAAAUGCUCUAAACCGUAGAAUCACAACAGCCUUUCUCUUAGGGCAACAGGGGAACAAGGAACCUGGGAAAGACCAACACAACUUCCUUGACUUCCUAGGCUUCUAUGCGGAGAAGGGUUUUAGGAAAAGAGGAGAACUAAGAGAAAGAACAAGGGAAGAACAAACCAAGGCUUGAAGACCUAACUUCCCUCUCUGGGUUACUGACCUUACCUUCCUAGGCUUAUCUCCCAUUCCUAUAACCGGGCUUAGCUUCCUAACCUUACUCCUCUUCCAGGGAGAACUGACUUCCCAACUGAGCUUACCUUCCUAACACCUAACUCAGCUGGGAGAACUUCCUGCCAGGGCGAUCCUUCCUUCCCUUCCUUCCAUUAUACCGGGCCGGGGAGAGGGUAAUGAACCAAAGAGUAGUAUACUUUAUGAAUGGGAAAGCUGUCAUCAAGCCAGAUGCGGAUGAUAUUCUAACUGCUGCGCUCUGCUGCGCUUACGCCUUUUGAUUAGACAACUCCUUGUGCCAAGCUAACUAACUAGGAUUUGUUCAAAGGAAUCGUUUAAACAUAAAGAAGAGUUAGCUACUCUGACGAAUCUAAUGUUAUCUGCGUUGAGGUUCAAAGAAUGGGUGAUUCCCUAUACCCUAUAUAAGAUAAGUGAAUUAGUUCUUCAAUCGAUUCAUCUCGGCCUUAGACUGCUACGGUUAACUCUUUCCCCGAGCACCUGGACUGGUUAUCUCGAAAGAAAUGCUUUCAUAUCAUAGCUGCUGACUUGGCUUUGAAGAGCUGAAGGAACGGCUACUGAUUAGGGACUCAAAUCAUUUCAUCCGGAAGUGACUGCACUCGCCUAAGCAAAGGGUAAGCUACUUUCAUAACCACCAGGAAAGCCUAGCUACUUGUUCGUUCCUCACCCUGUCCCUUACCUCUUACCGUGGGAAAAGCUGUUGAUAUUCGUAGAUCGUUCGUUGAUUCCCUUGCUUUAGGGUAAUGAUUCUUCUGGGGCCACUAAAGAAAGAGUUCUGCCUUCUAGCCAAGCCUUUGAGACCAAGUCAAGCUUCCCAGCAGUCAACCAAGAAAGAGUGUUUCUCUCCUACUGAAGAAAUGGAAGUCUGUCUGCUUUCCAUCUUAGCAUUGUUAACCUCUGCUCUUUCCAGAACAGGUUAUCUCUCAAUCAAUGUAUUCACGCAUCUCAAAAGAGUGAAAAAAAGUAGUCCUUCCUCCCAGAGCUGAAAUAGCCGGGCUUCUUCCUUCAACUAAGGUAAUGAUGACCCGAAGUCUUAGUGUGGCUGACAAGGGGGCUUACAAGAAUGAACUGUUGAACUAGCUCGCGCGGAAAAGAUAUAUCUGUUAGUAACUAAGAAAGUGCUAAUCUCGCAGAGUCAACUGUUAAGAAGCGGCGGAGAGAGGUGUAAAUCAGCAAGCCUUCCAACAAAGGAUUUCGCAGUGGAGAUUAGGUGAUAGGCCUGCGUUGGCACAUAAAAGAAUUUCCAACCCGACCAUUCAAGGAAAUAGACAAGAUUUAAGCUCCUUGCUUGGGUUCGGUUAUCAUUAAAUGUAUAGGCUGGGGUAUUGAAGUGAAGAUACUUGCAUAAAUAGAAACUUCGGGCGGUAGAAGAGAGGCCCUUUCUGAUACGUCAAAAAAAGAGAGACUGAUUCUGACUCUCCCAAUUAAGGAAGACGGAAAUGGCUGGUGCCGGUUGGUCCAACCAAGAAAAAAGAGAUGGGAUUUGUGACGAAAGCAAGGAAGACUCUUAGUUGUUGAAUGCGAGUCACUACAUAGGUGGAAUUUGAUAAGCUCCUUUAGGCCCGGCUAGCCCGUAGAGUCUUAGGGGUUUUCCCCACUUUCCCUGACGCAAGGUCGGGGUCUUUACGAAUAGGACAAAUAUACACCAACCCUUUAAAGGAUGAGGUUCCAGUUCGCCAUUCCUAUUAUUUAUAGGCUUCCAGUCUCCUCAGAAGUCCGCUCUUCUAUCUUCGCAGAAUUCACCUGGGUCUCUUACUAACCUUCGCGUCUAGGGCAUGAUGUCUUUAUUUAAGAUGUCAAUCGUCUUGUUAUUCUCAAUAAAUUCUUCCAGGCCUCUCUACGGGAUUGGAAGAAGGAGAGGAGAAGGAGAGAGUGAAAGGAGAUAAGUAAAUGUUAUCACAGACGGAGAUGCCAGUGAGAAUACUGAACAGACAACAGCUGAGGAUACACAGCCUAAGCUCUUUGACCAUAAACCAUCCAAUAAUAAAGAGAAGAUGUGGAAGGGUGAAAGAUAGUGUACUAACGAGAAAGGUGAAAAGCUAGGGAAAUUCCUGUUCAAGUUUCAGCUUGAUAGCUAUAUCUUUCCUUUCUUAACUGGGUUUUUGAACUUCACAUAUAUAUAGCCCAUCAGCUUGUGACUUCGCACUCUCAGUUUCGAGAUUGGGAAUCGACAGAACUGCCCUUUCUUAACUUAAUUAUAAAGGGUAGCUUAGCUGGUUAGAUUUACUGAAGGUAAUUCAAUCGCUGAACGUUGAUAAUAGCUUUCGAAAAGAGAUCCUGACUCUCCAGCUAGUUCAAACUUCCCCGAUUAGUAAUGCUCUCACCCUGGGGACAUAUCUCACCUUUGUCAGCAAAACAGUAGAACCAUCUUCAUUUCUCAGUCUCACACUUCCUAUUCCCUUCACUGUUGACAUGGUGUCAUUUGCCAUCUUUACUUGUUCCACUACCAGCAUCUGAUAAACUCACAAACCAUUCUCUUCUUCCGAAAGAACAACCUGUGUCAAGUAUCCAGACUUCCCUUUGUUAGGAAUCCCUAAUUGAAAGUGAGAAGGGACCUACACUAGUAUAUAAAGGACAUGGGCCUCUCCACUCAUUGCCAAUUGGUUUUGAGUUGGAAGCCCAUGAACACUCACAUGGUAUCAAGAGCCAUGGAGGGUUCUCUUGAGUCUUAUCCUUUUCCUUCCAAUAUCAAUAUUACUAGUUGUGUCUCCCAUUAAACUCAACGAUCGGAACUAUCUUCUAUACGACGAAGGAAGGGUGCGAUUGAGUCCGCUGAACUUGGGCGAGAGAUGUGACUUCGUUCCUCUCCUUUCAGUCGAGUUAUUUAAACCUCUCCAGAGCUCUGGUGUCUACGAGAAGCUUCAUGAGUCAAACAAUUGAGGAAGCCGAUACUUAUACUUUGGUAGAGAAUCUCGCACAAAGCAAUGGGAGUCAUGGCUCGGAUUAUGAUCGGACUACAAGGAAAAACAAUGAUGAAUCUCAUCAUGCCAUCCAAGAGCUGAAUGCAAAAAUGGAUAAGAUAUUGAAGCGUGACCAAAAGAAAAGAUGACGGUAAACUCUUGUGAAGAGUAUAGUGGAUAUCAAGGGUACCAAGACUUUAGUGUUGAAGGGUAUGAGGAGCCACAAAAAGAGUUGAACUAUGUUAGAGGUCAAGGAUUCCAACCAAGGCCUUUCAACCAAGGGUUCCAAGCUAGAGGGGCUACUGCUCCAACAAAGACCACCUUACCAAGCGCCCUACCAAGCACCUUACCAAGCCCCUUACCAAGCUCAAGGGAGUUCUUCUUCUGCUCCAACUGCACCAGAUAGUGAGGUGAAGCUAAUGUUGCAACAAUUCCUUGAAGGACAAAAGAAAAGUACCAUUGAGAUGAACACAAAAGUGGACAACAUGUACAAUGAUCUUAAUGGGAAGUUUGAAACUUUGGCCUCUCAUGUCAAAUCUCUUGACAACCAAGUUGCUCAAACCGCCUCUUCAUCAAAGAGACCCAUGGGAACACUACCCGGUAAACCGGAAGCAAACCCAAGGGAACAUUUUACAUAAUGCUUAGAAGUGGAAAAGAGCUUGAGGAAGUUGUGAGAGAUGAUAAGGAAGAGGAGCAAGUUGUUGUGAGAAAGGCUAAACAGAUCGUCAACUUUCCCUUGCUUGGCAUGCUCUCAUCAGCAAGGUAUGGCUUAAGGCGCUGGCCAUUCACCGUGAAGUGUUCACCAUUGACAUCCCAAAGCACUACCGCUCCAUACGGUUUCACUUCCUUUAUGCGAAAGGGUAAAAAACAUCUAGAUCUCAACUUUCCUGGAAAUAACUUGAGUCUAGAGUUGAGGAGCAGCACUUGGUCAUUUACCUUGAACUCCCUUGGUAAGAUCUUCUUAUCAUGCCAAGCCUUAGUCCUCUCCUUGUAGAUCUUUGUGUUCUCGUAGGCCUCUUGCCUUAUUUCGUCGAGGUGGUUCAAUUGGACCAACCGCCUUUCCGAAGC